AUGGAAGGUUUUGGUGAUGUGAUGGCGAAUUGUAGGUUGGGUGAUCUACGGUAUGUGGGGCUGUGGUACACUUGGGAGAGGGGUCGAAGUCCGGCGACGAGAAUUAGAGAGAGACUUAACCGAUUUAUCAUAACUCGUGAUUGGUUGGAUUUGUUUCUGGAGGCAUUCAUCGAGCAUUCGGUUAGAUAUAGCUCGGAUCAUGCUGCAGUGGUAUUAAAAGAGAGUGCUAGUGAUGGGGAUCGAGUGAGGGGGAGUCGUGGAUUCAUAUUUGAGACUGGGUGGCUGUUAGAUGAGACUUGUGAGGAGGUAAUGAAGAAUGCUUGGGGGCGCAGAGGAGGGUGA
Beta vulgaris subsp. vulgaris (sugar beet) is the source of this 342-nucleotide messenger RNA. RefSeq lists its product as uncharacterized. The transcript has a single exon. The coding region runs from base 1 to 342 and encodes 113 amino acids. The record is from RefSeq and is a predicted model, not a curated record. Lineage: Eukaryota; Viridiplantae; Streptophyta; Magnoliopsida; Caryophyllales; Amaranthaceae.